This is a messenger RNA of Darwinula stevensoni, 443 nucleotides long. Lineage: Eukaryota; Metazoa; Arthropoda; Ostracoda; Podocopida; Darwinulidae. The record is from the annotation of a GenBank genome assembly.
AGAUUUUUUUGUGCCGAGAGUGAAACUCAAACCGGAGAGUGAACAUCCACUUCGACAACUGUGGCGACAUCCAUUCCUCCAAAGCAGAUCGGGAAGAGCUUUCACGCCUGCUAUGCCAACGUUAUCCGCAGGAUUUUAGAGAGACUUUAACAGUAACGUUGGGCUACACAGACCUUGUGACCAUGUCGGGCGCAGUUCGAUUCCUGUAUGAGAAGGUAUUGAGGAGGACCUCAACGUUCGCCUUCGCUGUGGUCGUCAGCGCAGUCUUUUUUGAAAGAGCGGUGGAUAUGGGCUGCGACGCAAUCUUUGACAACAUCAAUAAGGGGCGGCGGACCUCACCGAGGAGUGGAGGAGGAGCCACCCCCUACCGGACACCUCCCACCUCCAAGAGACCUCCCACGGACCGGGACAAGGGGGUGGAGGCGAGACUAGAGAGUGGACAG